Molecule: messenger RNA, 2978 nt
Organism: Salpingoeca rosetta
Lineage: Eukaryota; Choanoflagellata; Craspedida; Salpingoecidae
Exons: 18
Coding region: 210-2555 (781 amino acids)
Biological process (GO): signal transduction; regulation of GTPase activity
Cellular component (GO): cytoplasm
Source: RefSeq, a predicted model, not a curated record
GCGUAUUUUUGUUGGUGGGAGUGAAGCAGAACACAAGAGUUGGAAGAGAGAAACGGUUGUGUUGGUUGUGUCUGACGACGUGAAGCCGCCGGCUGCUGCUGCUUCAUCCCCGCAGGUGGUGUCAUCACAUCAUCGUUGUGGUGUGUGACUGCGACACCACCGGCUGGGCGUAUUCACACACAAACACCGACGCGACACAGCAAGCAAGCAUGCUGGAACCCGAUCUCGAAGCUGUACUCAGGCAGCAUCGCAACAGCACAGCUGCACCCAUUGCAAUUGCACGUGUCGCUCCUGGUCGCAGUCCUCAGAGAGGAAAGCCAGCAGAUGGGUUUCUUGAGCUCGAAGCUGGUCAUGACAUUGAAAUUCUAUCAAUGGACCGCGGUCCAAGCGGUGCGUGGGUGGCAAGGGAUCACGCAGGUGCCGUAGGUUUCGUGCAUUGCAACGAUGUCAUCGUGCAGCACUUUGACCUCGACCAAGACGUGCUGGUUGAAAUGCUGCACAAGGCUCGCGUCGAGGCGACGCAGGAAGCGCUACGGCCAUCUUCCACCUCCCCCGCAUCAUCCUCACGCUCUUCCCUAUAUGCGCUCAACACGCGAUCGCCAACCCCAAUGUCCUCACGUCCUGCCUCGUCACAAUCGCGGCGCGCAAGGCGAAAAUCAUCAUCUAUGAUCCAUCGUCUCAUCUCCCGCCCCAACUCGCUCAAUCUCGAGCCAUACGAGAUGUGCAACUGUCUCGAGGAGCGACGUCGAAGCAUCACCAUCGGCUCUGCAAAUGCCAUCAAAACACACAAGCGAGCGCCUCCAGGGUAUCUGGAACUGUCAAAGGGCGACAGCGUGGAGGUGCUGGCCACCAAAGUCGACCAACUGCCCGCUGGAGUGUGGAUUGGGCGUGAUGCGAGCGGGCGCGUCGGGUUUGUUGACAGUUCUGAUCUGCACAUGGCACUCGGCUAUCUCAAGUUUGGCCAGGACCUCAUUGAGUCAUACAAGGGCACACGCAGACGCGUGCCAAAGGUGGUUGCCAGCUGCGUGGCAUUCCUCACGAAAUAUGGUCUGGAGCAAGAAGGCGUUUUCCGCGUCCCGGGCAGAACGGCCCUGAUUGAGGAGCUUCGUGCUGGAUUUGAGAACGACGUUGACAUGCUGAAAGAUGCGACGCCGCUUGACUUCAACGUGUCUGCCGUCGCUGGCCUGCUCAAGCUCUUUCUUCGCGAGCUCCCAAACCCAGUCUUCACCCGAAAUCUCCACGACACAUUCAGAGAAAUUGCCCGCCUGUCAAAUGAGGAUGAUCGCAUUGCACAGCUGAAAGAGACAAUUGCAAAUUAUCUUCCAACCGCACACACAGAAGUCUUGCGCGACGUUCUGAAUCUCCUCCACGCGGUUGCUGAGCGCUCCGAGAUCAACAAGAUGUCUGCUGCAAACCUCGCGGUUGUGUUUGCUCCAACGCUCAUGCGCAAGGGCUCAAACAAGCCGCCUGCGCAGCUUGAUAGCGCGGACGCGUUGGAGGCGGCGAUGCAGGACGACCAGCUGGUGAAGGACCUCCUUGUCACCUGCAUUUCUCGCGUCGGCGACAUCUUCCCAGACGACCCCACACCGCGAGAUGGAUCGCCAUCACCGUCGUCGUCGUCGUCGUCGCUGCGGGUGGAGCCGUGGCGGCGGGUGUACAUCCGGCGGCAGCUGAGCCAGAGCCCACACAGCGCCUCCUCCUCGGUUGACGAGGGCGACGCGCUGCGACGCAUGAGCAGCGGCAGCGCGCUCUCACCGUCGUCACACUCUGCGCACGCCACCCCGGUCGCCACUUCCGCAACGGCGACGACAACACCGACGCCGAUGGUGGCGGAGACAAGCCGCUUCGGAGGCACGGUCUCUUCCUCCCCUUCCUCGUCGUCUUCCUUGCUUGUUGUGACCUCAGCCCCCACAGCUGCCACGCGUGCGUGUGGCGUUGCGAGCGGCGCCAAUGGUGAUGGCCGUGACCUUGAGGGCGAUGUGGAUGCUGUGGGCGCGGUCACGCUGCGAACGCGCCGUGUCGUGAGUGCGUGUGAGACAAGACAUCACCGCCUGCACCGAUGCAACGCAAACGCAGGCGAAGGAAACCCCUUUGCUGCGGAUGCGGACACAUACGCACAUGAUGGUGAUGGUGAUGGUGAUGGUGAUAGUGGCGCUGUCGGAAGGUGGCAGGGCAUUGUUCGAGCCAACAGUGGACCGCGAGACGAAGAGGAUGGUGAUGAUGUUGGCAAGGGUGGCGAUAGUAGUCAUGGUGGUGGCGAUGAUGGUGACGCUGAGGUGGAAAUGCUGCAUGCACAGCUGGAAGAGCAGCUCCAGCUUCCCUCUAACAUCAAACGGUGGUCUGCACAGCACGUCGCCACAUACCUGAAAGGUUGCGGCCUUGGCAUCAGCGAAUCUGCGCUGCAGGCGCUGUCAAACGUCUCUGGUGCUGAGCUCGUGUCGCUCAACAAGGACAAGCUCAGAUACACAUACCAUCUCCAUGAAACAGAUGUCGCAAAGAUUGCGUCGUUAAUAUUUGAGCUGGUGGAUCCUCGUGCCGAGGCCGCCUUUGCGUAAUUGAAAACCCCAGCAGGAAUCGCGCUGACACGCAUAAACGCCGGGUGCACUUGCAUGCACCACAUUGGGCGGGUGAGUGCAACCGCGCGCGUGUGUGUCUGUUGUUAUGUUACAUUGCACGUCCUGCAUUGGUGGGGAUGGGUCCGCCGCCAAAUAAUUUACAUGGCGCACCCGCCUGUGAGCGACUCCCCUUGUGUAGUUUGUAUUCCCACUCGCUUGUUCACAGUAGUGAAGCUUCAUGUGUGCGUGUGUAUGUAUGUGCGUGUGCGUGCGUGUGCGUUGUACCAAAUUAUUACUCUUGCGCCAUGCACGGUUGCAGUGGUGUUGGCUCGGCGCCCGAAGUGUGUUGGGCUCAUGCUGCUUGUACACUUUGAGAAGCGGCCCAAUGUACGCACAUCAUUUCAGUACAUGUUUCAAGUACAG